This is a messenger RNA of Exophiala mesophila, 924 nucleotides long. Its product is annotated as peptidyl-tRNA hydrolase. The transcript has a single exon. Bases 1 to 924 code for a protein of 307 amino acids. The record is from RefSeq and is a predicted model, not a curated record. Lineage: Eukaryota; Fungi; Ascomycota; Eurotiomycetes; Chaetothyriales; Herpotrichiellaceae. Gene Ontology annotation, molecular function: peptidyl-tRNA hydrolase activity.
AUGGCUAACCAAAGCUCUGCAAAAGGUCACCAACGCCGACAAAAUUCAGUCCCUCGCAAAGCUCUAGACUCAUUCUAUUCACAGCCACGCGACGACAGCUCCAACGACCAGACCACCGAAUUCCACGACCACCCGCGUCGACCUGCUCCUCGGGACACAACCCUUCCCUUCUCCGACCUAUCAUCCUUUACCCCUCGCCCGACCAUUACAAGUCUACAAAAUACCGAAUCUACCGACUUAUCUUCGAUCAUACCAUCCCCACUGAGGAUCCGAAAAUUUAAAAGUGCCUCACCCACACAGUCGCCGGCUCGCAUGAAAACAGUACGUCUGUUGAUCGCCUCUUUGGGCAAUCCUGCACCGUACCACUCCACACGACAUUCCGCAGGUCAUAUCAUAUUGAAAGGACUUGCCGCAUCCCUACACCUUCCCCAACCGUCGAAAAGCAAGGAAUUUGGAAAUGGUCUGGUCAGUCAUGGCACAGACCUUGGACGACCGGAAUAUACUUUGUGGCAAAGCACCAGUAUGAUGAACGUGUCGGGGCUAGGACUUUUAAAGGCCUGGAAGGCAUUUGACGGCAGACAGGCUGACAACGACGUUGUCACUGCGCUGUUGGUAUUACACGACGAGUUGGAAUCAAGUCCUGGGACAGUGAAGCUUCGUCGAGGCGAAUCGAGUCCUAAGGGACAUAACGGUAUCAAAUCCGUACAGUCGACGUUCAAAUCGGCAGCGGUCCUCAAUGCACUUGGCGAUCGAUUCAUCAAAAUCGGCAUCGGCAUUGGAAGACCUGUUUCGCGCGAGCGGGACGAUGUGAGUGCCUUUGUUCUAGGUCAGGUGACAGCAUCUGAGCGACAGAAACUGGACGCCGGUGUGCACAGUGUCGCCGCAGUCAUCGAGAGCGAGAUUUCUAGGUUGGAAAAGAGUUGA